CUCCUCCUCAGGCUGCAGCCAAGACAUCUGGGAUACGAGUUCCUAUCGCUUUGAGAUGGAUGUAGAUGGUUGUCAAUUAUGACCCAAUGCUGAGCAAACGCUUUCACCAUCGCACACUCUCGGCAUCCAUGGAGGAAGCGCGACUAUAAAGAGGUGCUUCUCGCCCCGUAAAACAGAGGAUCAUCAAGAGACUCAUCAACCCGAGUAUCCCAUCAAGCAAGAUCUGGACAGUCCAGCAGCAUCUUCCCAGUUUCAAAAUGCGUCUGAGCAACAUUCUCGCGACCCUAACUCUUGCAGUCUCCUCUGUUGAGGCUUGGAACCGCAUCGACAAGGACAAUGCGGCCCUCCUCGUGAUUGACCAUCAAGUCGGUCUCACCCAGCUAGUACGCGACUACAGCACCAACGACUUCCGCAACAACAUCAUCGCCCACGCCGCCAUUGGCAAGGCCUUCAACCUGCCCACCGUCUUGACCUCUUCCUCUGACACUGGCCCCAACGGUCUGCUCCUCAAGGAGAUCACGGACAUGCACCCCAAUGCCACCUUCAUCCGCCGUCAGGGUGAGGUCAAUGCCUGGGAUAAUGCUGAUUUCCGGGCUGCCGUCAAGGCUACUGGCAAGAAGCAGCUGAUCAUUGGUGGUAUCGUCACUGAAGUUUGCACUGCUUUCCUGGCCCUCUCCCUGAUUGAUGAGGGAUACGAGGUGUAUGCCAACACCGAGGCUAGUGGUACCUUCGAUGCGAAGUUGGCCAUCGAUGCCAACCGCCGUAUGGAGAAGGCUGGUGUGACUCUGAUGGGCAUCUUCGGUAUUGUGUGCGACCUGAUGCGCGACUGGCGGAACACUCCUGGCUUGCCCGAGCUCCUCCCUUGGCUCGACCAGUACCAGUUCGCUUAUGGUCUGGUCGCUCGCCACCACGCGGGUGCCAUUGUUAACGGUACCCUGGCUGCCGUUGAGGAGACCCUUAUCUAG
This is a messenger RNA of Aspergillus saccharolyticus JOP 1030-1, 965 nucleotides long. RefSeq names its product putative isochorismatase family hydrolase. Lineage: Eukaryota; Fungi; Ascomycota; Eurotiomycetes; Eurotiales; Aspergillaceae. Bases 258 to 965 code for a protein of 235 amino acids. The record is from RefSeq and is a predicted model, not a curated record. The transcript has 4 exons.